AUGUCUGCUGGUUUACACGUUGAUGUAGCAGCUAAUAGUCUUGGUUGGUGUAAAGUACGUUUUUAUUUAUUACAACUCUGUGCACUUACAUCAGUUUCAUGCAUUUGUUAUGCUACAAUUGAUCAAUAUUUUAUUUCAUCUCAAUCUGAAACAUUACGUCGAUUGAGUAAAAUCUCUAACGUAAGAAGAGUUUUGUGUAUUUUAAUUUUAUUCUGGAUAUUAUAUUCAAUACCACUUGCACUCUUCUCAAGUUUGACUCAACUUAGCGAUGGAAGCAUUGCUUGUGUUUUUAUAAAUAAUUUAGGUUUUAUUCGAUUUGCUUCAUAUUUUAAUUUGCCUCUAAUAUGGGGUAUGGUUCCGAUUUCUAUCCUUAUUAUUUUUGGUAUUUUAACAUAUCGAAAUGUAAGUUUAUUGAGAAAUGCUCGUAAUCGUGACGCAGCUCAUCGUCAUCUAACAUCAAUGAUUCUUCUUCAUAUUAUUUUUAUUGUCAUUGGAACACUUCCAUACGCAUUCUAUUAUACAUAUUCAGCUAUUACAUUGUUUACUGCAAAAACAACUGAUCGAAAAGAUUUGGAAGCAUGUAUAUCAAAUAUCGUCGCUGUUAUUUUGUAUUGUCCUAACAGUUGCGCAUUUUUAGUUUAUUAUGUUGCAUCGGCUACAUAUCAGAAACAAGUUAAAAAGUUCUUACAUAUACCAGACAGAACUAUUCAAAUAGCACCUGAACAUACUGCUACAAUAGAACCAAAGACAAGAGCAAUGACAUAG
This is a messenger RNA of Adineta steineri, 765 nucleotides long. The record is from the annotation of a GenBank genome assembly. NCBI's taxonomy places the organism in Eukaryota, Metazoa, Rotifera, Eurotatoria, Adinetida, Adinetidae.